Messenger RNA from Gossypium arboreum, 1869 nucleotides. RefSeq lists its product as uncharacterized. The record is from RefSeq and is a predicted model, not a curated record. Lineage: Eukaryota; Viridiplantae; Streptophyta; Magnoliopsida; Malvales; Malvaceae. Bases 264 to 1070 code for a protein of 268 amino acids. The transcript is spliced from 5 exons.
GAACCACUGUCUAACCUACUUUCACCCUCUUUAUGUAUUAGGUUUUCGAUCAGCUUAAACGACAUAGUUUUGUUUCCCUUUUUUUCCUUUUUUCUUUUGAUCAUUUUUAUUUCCGUCUUUAACUCUUAACGGAACACAAAGAUUAUUUAUUUUCCUCCUCAAAAUUUCCUCCUCAUACCAAACAGGACCAGAAGGAAAGUUUUAGAGAUUUUCAAAUUCAAUAGAAAACAUUUUUUUGUUGAAAAAAAAAAGAAAAAACACAGAUGAAUUUGAAAGAACCAUUAUGGAGCAAGAGAACAGAGUCAAACGAACCUCCAUCUCCAUCAUCGUCAUUGCCAAGAGACCCAGAAACAGAGGCUGCCGCGGCUGCUGCAACGAGUGCGGUUGAAGAACUUGUUAACUCUCUCAACAAGCAACGAAUCUACAGAGAAGUCACCCUCGCUCUCCGCACUGGCUUGCGCGACGUCCGCGCCGAGUUCUCUUUCCUCCGAGUCCGUGGCCUUCGUUUCCUCCUGAAAUCCCUCCGAUCCAUAGCGCAGUCUGACUCCUCCAUCACUCUCUUUUCCCAAACCCAGUCCAUCCCUGACCUCCAAGUGGUUCCGCUGUUGUUUGAGCAUUCCUUUAAAGAAACAGAGGAUGAAAAGUUGGGAAGCUUAGAUCACAUAUUCAGCGUGGAGCCAAUGAAGGUUAAAAGUCCUUCCACGGAUUCAGAAGUUGCUCUUGCGCUUAGAGUCUUGGAAGGUUGCUGUCUACUUCACCCUGAAAGUACUCGUUUGGCCCAUCAACACAAAGCCAUCCCGGUUUUGAUGAAUGUUUUGUCAACUCGAGGAGUUCUUGAACAAGGUGCAUGCCUGGAUGCUUUAAUCUCGAUACUGUUGGAUUCGUCAGCCAAUCAAAUGGAUUUUGAAGCAUGUAAUGGCAUUGAGGAAGUUGCAGAGCUCAUACGAGACAAGCAAGUGGAUGAAAAUCUUAGGUACUUGAAAAUAGUGAUUGAAAUGUGGAGAGUUCUUGCUUCUACUCAUUGGGCAUGUAAAUGGGAGGGAAAGGUCUCCCAUAGCAACCAUUCAUGAAGAGGUAAGGCGACUUUUAGGUGAAAAGUCUGCUUCGUUGAUAUGGGCUGCUAGUCAGUUCGGCUCAACUCUUGAUCCAGAGCAGAGAUUGACAGCUCUCCACAUUCAAGCCCGUCGGGUUCUAGAAUCCCUAGACUUGUACUGAACGUUAAUUUCUACUGUUCUUUAUACUGCUUGUUGUUUCAUGGAAUAUCAUUGUUGAUUUAGAAGGAUGCAAAGAUGUUGCCUUAUGGAACCAGCACUCUUCUGGUUGUUAGUGGCUGCUAGUUAAGUUAGGGGAGAAUAUUGCAGAAAUUCAGAUCUUAUGAUUCAUUCUAUACUUGUACAAAAAGAAAAAUGAGACAAAGCAGAAAGUAUCAUGCAUUUACCAAGCAAUUGUUUUCAUGUUAAGGGUUAGUUUGUCUACACUAGCAUACAUCAUACAUGUCUUAUGAAUUUGCCUUAUGGAACCAGCACUCUUCAGGUUGUUAGUGGCUGCUAGUUAAGUUAGGGGAGAAUAUUGCAGAAAUUCAGAUCUUAUGAUUCAUUCUAUACUUGUACAAAAAGAAAAAUGAGACAAAGCAGAAAGUAUCAUGCAUUUACCAAGCAAUUGUUUUCAUGUUAAGGGUUAGUUUGUCUACACUAGCAUACAUCAUACAUGUCUUAUGAAUUUGCCUUAUGGAACCAGCACUCUUCUGGUUGUUAGUGGCUGCUAGUUAAGUUAGGGGAGAAUAUUGCAGAAAUUCAGAUCUUAUGAUUCAUUCUAUACUUGUACAAAAAGAAAAAUGAGACAAAGCAGAAAGUAUCAUGCAUUUACCAA